AUCCCAUUACCAAUCGCAAAUACCGCAAAAAAAUGGCAGAAUCAAAGGCAAUACAACUCAUCUUCUCCACAAUCUUCAUCUUUGCUUUUCUACUUACCUCAUCCCAUCCUUCCCUUCUUCCAUUCAUCGACCCUUUUGGGAUUCUGGAACAAACCCCAUUUGGAUUACUCGAAAACGAAAACAAAGAUGUUCUGCAACAACAACCACUCCCGCCGGCUAGAGUUGACUGGAAAGAGACCGCGGAGAGUCACGAGAUCAUGGUGGAUGUGCCGGGAAUGAACAAGGAGGAGCUGAAGAUUGAAUUAGACGAAGAAAACAGGGUUCUGAAAGUGAUAGGAGAGAGGAAAAGAGAAGAGGAGAAACAGAGUGAUCAUUGGCAUAGAUUGGAACGAAGCUAUGGAAAAUUCUGGAGGCAAUUGCGGUUGCCCGUUAAUGCGGAUUUGGAGUCCGUUAAAGCAAAGCUUGAGAAUGGGGUUCUUAAGAUCAGUUUGUUGAAGCUUUCGCAGGAGAAGAUUAAGGGUCCGAGAGUGGUGGGGAUUUUGGAUGAACAACCGCCGGCGGGAGAGAUGAACAAAUCCGGUGCGGCCAAGCAGGAGUUGUGAGAGAUCAAUUUUCUUGUCGUUAUGUGUUGUGAUGGUUAAUGUUAUCUUAAUGCAGUUUUAUAUGUGAAUUAAUAAUGUAGUUUAUGUUUAUGUUGACGGACUAAGAAUUGAAUAACACUACUUUUUGUGAAA
Molecule: messenger RNA, 734 nt
Organism: Cucumis sativus (cucumber)
Lineage: Eukaryota; Viridiplantae; Streptophyta; Magnoliopsida; Cucurbitales; Cucurbitaceae
Product: 22.0 kDa class IV heat shock protein
Exons: 1
Coding region: 33-602 (189 amino acids)
Biological process (GO): response to salt stress; protein folding; response to heat
Source: RefSeq, a predicted model, not a curated record